Molecule: messenger RNA, 2283 nt
Organism: Anthostomella pinea
Lineage: Eukaryota; Fungi; Ascomycota; Sordariomycetes; Xylariales; Xylariaceae
Source: the annotation of a GenBank genome assembly
AUGCCACCGCGACCGCGUGGCUCUCCUGAUGCAGAAUGCUGCGGUCGCUGGAUGAUGACCGUUUGCGCACCUUGUAUCCUGGUCAAGCUCAUGAGACUCGUGACACAACGCAUCGCGUUCAAUAGGGAAUGGACUGCACGCUACGACCCAUCAAUCAGCAGGCUAUGCCUGCGUUGCGCUCAGCUCCUAGGAUUCACCGAAGAGUUCGAUUCAGGCUCUACUUAUUUUACUGCAGGUGGGCGCAAGAACGAACCAUCAAGCGCUGAGAAGUGGCUCUAUGACCCCCCUGGCAGCUUCGGUGGCUACAAUACAAUCAAGAAGAGGGCGGAGGCGUGCGCGUGCUCGUAUGGCGCUCGGGUGGAAGCACGCCUCAAAUGCUCCAUCGAUAGCCUCGAGGAUCCGUCUCCAUAUCGUUUCUCCUUCCGCACGUUCUACAGUCUGCAAGGAGACAUCAACGAGGUCGAAAGAGGGCUGCCUGCCCUGGUUGAGCGUCGAGCGGUCGAACGGCCCUUUGCAGGUAUCGUGAAACCUCUCAUCGACCUCGACUUCGCCAGAAAAGCGUACGAGGAAUGUCGGAGGGGCCACGACGUCUGUCAGGCUCGAUACGAGUCGCUUCUCACCAAUCCCGACUAUAUGCGACUGAUUGACGUUGGAUCGCUCGAAUUGGUCAUGGCGCCGCAGAAAUGCAACUAUGUUACGCUGAGCUACGUUUGGGGCAGCGUGAAUAACUCUGUGGGGGUCUGCAGGGCGAUGGGGAUCCGCUACCUCUGGGUCGAUGAUAUUUGCAUCCUCGAGACCCGAGCAGUAUCGAAAGUUGCGCAGUUCGGCGAUAUGCACAGGAUCUACGGGAACGCCCAGUUUACCAUCAUUGCUGCGCAAGGGACCAAUGCGAAUGAGGGCUUGUACGGCUUCAGGCCGAACACACGACCAGAUUUUGACGAGCAAGUGUCCAGCUCUAUUAACGAGCAGAUUAGCCUCGUAAAAGAGCUGGCGCUACCCGCUCCAAUUCAAAGAAGUACGUGGACGACGCGCGGCUGGUGUCUCCAAGAGCAGUUACUAUCGAAAGCCUUCCUCGUGUUCUGGGACAACCAGGUCUACUGGCAAUGCCCCGGAUCCAUGCACUUUGAAGACAUAUCCCUGGCCACGAAAAGUAUCACGUGUAAAUCGUUCGCAGAAUACGAACAUCUACACCCGUCGCCAUACGUGUCGUCGGCAUACAUAGAGUAUCUUGAUAGGUGGGAAUCACGCACCGAAUCCACAGAGGAAGAGCUGGAUGCCUGCCGCGUUUCCCAGCUGCCCCUGAUCUCAAACAUCUUGAACCCACAUGCGCACGCAGGCCUCAUGGACCGCAACACGGUCAUCCGCGCCAACGGCUCAACGCUCGUUGUGCGUCCGGCUGUUUUCGAAGAGUACACCGUCAUCGUGAGCCGCUACAGCCAGCGUGUUCUUACGCACGACGUCGACGCUCUACGCGCCAUCUCCGGCGUCUUGACUGUUCUGGAGAACGGGUUUCAAUCCGAACUACUGCACGGGCUGCCCGAAAGCCACCUAGACGCCGCGCUUCUAUGGAGGGAGAAAGAGGGGUUGGAGAGGAGGUGCGAGGAUACGCUACCCAGUUGGAGCUGGGCUGGGUGGAAGGGUGAGGUGGCGUAUCAGGAUACUGUCGAGAUCCAGACCAUCCCGGGGCGGUGGACGUUUGAGGAUCCUGUUCGAAAGAUGAUCAAGACACGUGCUAUUAAGGACGACUUGACGACGACGGAGCAUUUUGAACGCCUCCGCCCUUGGGCGCAGUGGGAUACGUCGUGCUCUUCCUCGCUCACGACUGUAGUGGGCGAAGAGUUCAGGUUGGGGGAUAAAAUGCUUCUCAGACUGGAAACGAAGAAGAAAAAGAAGAUCGUAAGUUGGGAGGACGAAGAGGACGAAAAGAACAAAGAGAACGAAGAGAUGAAAAAAGGUUAUCCGUCCUUCCAGAUCAUGGGCAAGGACCGCGUUGCGGGACAUCUGACGCUCGACUCCUCUAUGUGGCUCGAUCGAGACUCCAAGAACUACGAGGGGAUCGCGCUCGUGGUUCUAUCAGAGGCACAGCUCUUCGACGACGUGCAGCUCAAUAUUGAUUGGGACUUUCUUAACGUGAGGGAGGACGCCUUCUACCUCUUCAACGUGAUGCCAGUCAAAUUGGACACGUCCACGAUGGUGGGGACAAGAAUGGGUAUUGGCAAGGUCACCCAGGAUGCUUUCUAUGAAUACGAUGGAUUAGAAUGGGGUGGUCUGGCGCUGCGGUAG